This is a messenger RNA of Mixia osmundae IAM 14324, 2844 nucleotides long. RefSeq lists its product as uncharacterized. Bases 1 to 2775 code for a protein of 924 amino acids. The transcript is spliced from 9 exons. The record is from RefSeq and is a predicted model, not a curated record. NCBI's taxonomy places the organism in Eukaryota, Fungi, Basidiomycota, Mixiomycetes, Mixiales, Mixiaceae. Gene Ontology annotation, molecular function: fluconazole transmembrane transporter activity. Gene Ontology annotation, biological process: xenobiotic detoxification by transmembrane export across the plasma membrane.
AUGGAGGCAUGCCAGCUCGAGGAUGAGCACGCUCGCUGGAGCAACGUGCGAGAGCUCGAGGAGCAAGCGAGCAGAUCUCUACGCCUGCACAGAUUGCAGCUGCUCCAUCGGAUAGAUGCCAUGGUUGGGCUGUUCAAGCAAGCCGAUGCUGCCGGUUUGCAAGCUCUCCACUUUGUGCAUUCCUGUACCGUCCAGUUCGGCAUCUACACGAGCUUCUGGCAGGCCAUAAAGCGCCGAGCCUCGCAACAGGGCAGCCCUACCCUCGCACACAGAACGAGGGAAAGAGCGAGCCAGAGCGUGUCAUCCCAGAUGAGUCGUCUUCACGAACGUCGGGCAGACGCAGUCAGAGAUCUUCUGCGAGCUAUCGAUGGCCUCUCGGGCUUGCUGGAUGCGAUCAGAGAGCUCACGCACGAGCUCAUCAACCUAGCCAGCGCUUCGCACGACGCUCAGCUACACGCCAUGGUGCAGACCGUGCAGAGAUACCUGGCAGAAGCUCGUCAGUCUAUGCAAAGCCGCUACGAUCACAUCCAUCACAUCAUCCGCGAGCUCAGACUAUGUCCUGGCUGGCUCGACGCAGAUGGCGUUGCGCCCGACAACGAUGUCGCUGCCAGGCUGCGUGCAGUCGAAUUUGAGGCUCUCAGACAUUGGGAUCCAGACGAUCAGAUGCAGGCCUCGCAGCAUGAUAGCGCACCGGAGCAGCUCGUCGCUGCACAUGCAGGACAGGCAGACGAGCCUGGUGUCGACGACCUCACAGCCCUCCUGAGCGCGUGCUCGGGCGAUCAUCCUCGCUUACGCGAAAUCUCCCCAUCUGUGACGAAGGCGAUCGCGCGACAAUUUCGGAUGAUCGGAACCACGCAAGCGAUCGGCCUUUCAGGCGCGGCAUUCCUUACGGCCAUAUCGCACGCUCUACCCGCUAAAGUCCUUGUCGCACAACGUCUUCUGUCCCAAGGAAGAGACAGAUACAGCGCCAUGGCCACUCUGACCGAUCUCUUUCGCGAAACGCUCGCUGGCCAGUUCACCAGAUGGGCGUCCGGCGAGCGUCUCUUCAAGUUUCCUGAAGAGCUGGAGGGCUUUGUGGUGCCAGAAUGUUACAAGCCAGGCUACGUCGCACCCCCCAAGCCCGUGGAGAAGAGCGAGACUGCCAAUUCGACCACGAGCUCAGACGCGACUCAUACAGACCCCCAAGGCAAAGCUAACGGCGAGAAACCGGCUCACUCGCCUGACGAGAAGUCUCUGCAUCCAUCCCCCUCGAAUGCAGCAGAGACAGCUUCGAUGAGAAGGCUCGAGAGCAAUGUACAGGGCGAGAACCCAAAAUUCUCAGAUUUGUCAAAGAUGACGACACAACAAAGAAGAGCCGCCGAAGCCAUGCAGAAAUACACGCUCGUCGAUUGGUAUGAUGAUCAUGAUCAGGCAAAUCCAAUGAACUGGUCGACUGGUCGGAAAAUCUGGGUUGGCUGGUGCAUAUCCAUCCUGACCUUUGCUGUCUACACUGGCUCUUCUAUCAUCACCUUGGGAUUCCCUGACCUCAUCGCCCGGACGGGCGUCAGCUCCCAGAUGGCGACCCUGGCUCUCUCGAUGUAUGUCCUGGCAUACGGCGUCGGCGCUCUUUUUUGGUCCCCACUGAGCGAGAUCGCUGCCUUUGGCCGUAACCCUUGGUAUGGUCCGCCCAUGCUGGCCUAUCUGUUGCUACAAGUUGGCGCGACUCAAGUCAACAACUUCAAUGGUCUCAUAGCAAUUCGCUUCUUCACUGGCUUCCUAGGAGCGCCAACAUUAGCGACAGGCGGUGCUUCGCUCACUGAUGUCUUCGCGCCCCAGUUCCUACCGCUCGCAUUCUCUGUCUGGGCUCUCGCUGCCUUUGGUGGUCCAUCGAUUGGCCCCGCGGUAGCUGGCUUUGCGGCUGCUCGCAAUGGCUGGCAUUGGACUAUGUACGAGUUACUCUGGCUCGUCGGCUUUGCACUCGUCUUUGUCGUCUUCGGUCUACCCGAAACAUCACACGGCAAUAUCCUGCUACGCCGUGCAGAGCGACUACGAAAGCUGACUGGCAAUGACAAGCUCAGAUCGGCGGCAGAAAUCGAAAAGGAAGCAAUGACGGUCAGAGAUACCCUGAUCGAAGCCAUUGUCAGACCCACAGAGAUCUUUAUCAAGGAUCCGGCGGUUAUGUUCGCAGACGUCUUUAUCGCCCUGAUCUAUGCCGUAUAUUACCUCUUCUUUGAGGCGUUGCCACUGUGGCAGGACGAAACGCUUCACUGGCGUAUCGGCAUCCAGGGCAUCAGCUAUCUUUGCAUCCUCGUCGGCGGGGUCGUCGGCGCGCUCUCUUAUAUCAUCUAUCAGGGAACACGGGUCAAGAAGUAUUACGAGACCAAAGGAAUUCCCCCGCUCGAGAUGGCACUCGAAGCCGCCCUACCUGCGACGAUACUAUCCAGCGGUGGUCUUUGGAUCUUUGCCUGGACCGCAAGGGGUGGCGUCAAUUUUAUGGGCGCCUUGACCGGUCUGGCUCUCUUUGCAGGAGCCAAUUUUGUCAUCUUCCAGUGCAUCAUCCUCUACAUCUCGAUGACAUACCCUCGCUAUGCUGCCAGCUUGCUCGCUUUCAAUGACUUUUUGCGAAGCUCGACAGCUGCCGGACUUCUGCAUGCUGGUCGACCCUUCUUCGUCAAUGUUGGGCUGUCGCCAGGCGUCUCGAUCCUGGCUGGUAUCACACUUGCUUUCUUGGUACCUUGCUACUUCAUCUACAAGUUCGGUGACCGCUUGCGAGCUCGCUCAAAGUUUGUCGGAUGAUGUAUAUUGAACAUGCCUUAGAAGAAACAGUGAUCAUGCAUGUAAUUUUCCUCAGUUGGCCUUUACUCU